AUGAGCACCUCAACUGGAGAAAAAUACUAUCUGGGUGUAGAUGUAGGCACCGGUUCCGCACGCGCUGCCUUGGUUUCGCCUACAGGCCAACUUUUGGCAUCGUCCACUCAAGCGACUACAACAUGGCGUUCUGACACUGACGCUCGUAUUUUUGAACAAUCUACGACGGAAAUCUGGAAACAAAUUUGUAUUGCUACGCGGGAAUGCCUCGCGACUGCCAAAGUUUCCCCUUCUGACGUUGCUGGAAUUGGGUUCGACGCGACUUGUUCGCUAGCUGUUACUAAUCGACAAGGAGAGCCUGUUUGUGUGACUGGUGGGAAAGAGCUAGGAGGCACGGGAGAGAGAAAUAUCGUGUUGUGGGCAGAUCAUCGUGCUGAAGAGGAGGCGGGAAUUAUCAACUCGAGCGGAGCUGUCGUAUUGGACUAUGUCGGAGGCACGAUGAGUCUCGAGAUGGAGAUUCCCAAAAUCCUCUGGCUCAGCAGACACAUGUCUCCUGAGAAAUUCGCCCAAUGCCAAUUCUUUGAUUUACCCGAUUGGCUGACGUACAAGUCGACCGGUUCGCAAGCUCGCUCCACUUGUUCUUUGACAUGCAAAUGCUCGUUUGUUCCGCCCGGUGCGACCGAGGCAGCACACGGCUGGGUACCCGAGUUUUUCAGGAAGAUUGGGCUAGGAUCGUUGGUGGAUGAUGGUUUCGCCGCGUUGGGCGGAUGGGGCGUGACUGCUCCUUCGGACAAGAAUGGCGAUCCCGGAAUCGUCUUGACAGCCGGUCAACCUGUUGGACAUGGUCUGACGAAACAGGCGGCCGAGGAGCUUGGACUGGUCGAGGGCACGCCCGUAGGAAGCGCUGUGAUUGAUGCUUACGCAGGCUGGAUUGGUACCGUUGCGGCCCGGUACAAGACCAAAUCUGGGGAAGAACUGAGUCCUGCACCUGGACUUGAGGCGUCUGGUGAGCGGCUGGCAGCUGUGGCUGGGACGAGUACGUGUCAUGUCAUUCAGAGCCCCAAGGGAAUUUUUGUUCCUGGUGUUUGGGGACCCUACAAGAAUGCUGUGUUCCCUGGGUGGUGGAUGAAUGAGGGUGGACAGUCGAGUACUGGCCAGCUCAUCGACUUUGUUUUGACCACCCAUGCUGCCUACCCGCGCCUUCAAGCGCUCGCCAAAGAACAGCAAAAGAGUGUGCAUGUUGUAUUGGCUGAGAAACUCGAAGCAUUGAGACUGGAAGCCGGAGCAGAUAGCCUAGUCGAACUAACCAAGGACGUCCAUUUCUAUCCUGAUUUACACGGCAACCGAUCUCCUCUUGCCGACCCACAGAUGCGCGGCUCGAUCGUCGGUCUCAAGCUCGACUCUGGACUGGGCGACCUUGCACUCAAAUUCAAUGUCACUCUCGAAGCUAUCGCCCUUCAAACGAGGCAUAUCGUCGAGACUAUGAAUGCGCGUGGACAUACUGUUCGGUCGAUCUUCAUGUCUGGUGGACAGGCUGCGAAUACCAAGUUGAUGCAAUUGUUUGCGGAUACGAUCGGCGUUCCGGUUAUACUGCCUCAAUCCCACUCGGCGGCGGUUGUGCUCGGCGCAGCAAUGCUCGGAAGGUUCGCAGCUGAAGUGGUAGCGAUGGGAUCGGAUAGGCAAUCUUAUGCGGACCAAAAAGUGGCGGAAGAGGCGAGUGAAAAGACCAAGGAGGAUCUAUGGAAAAUUAUGGUGGAAAUGACACCGCCCGGCACGGAAGUUCAUCCCAAGGCCUCGCCCAAGGAAUCCAAACUGCUCGACGCCAAGUAUAGCAUCUUUUUGGAGGCGAUUGAUAUUCAGAGGAGGUGGAGACGGGAAAUGGCGGCUGCGGGAACAAGAAGGCAGCAACAUAAUGAAACGAGGGCGUCGGCUGCCGUGUCGCGGGAACGAAGGACGGGUGGUGUGGACGCGUGUCACGUGGGCGUGGAUAUGAGCGCAAAGGGGAGGGGGGAUUUGCAACCGAAACGAGCAACGUCAAUUGAGAACUUGGCACGCGCGGAAGUAGUUGAAGCAACCCACGUCAACGCCGCCUCCGAGUUCGUAUUCUUAUUCUUAUUCGUGUUCGACCACGCCUUUGGCCUGUUCGAGCGAACAUACGACACCUCAUUCCAGUCGACCGACGACGCCGACGCCGAGGGGAACACCGAUCUACGGACGAUUCAGCAUGUCUAUUCCCGCAGUGCAUCCGUAUCUUCUCUCGCCACGAACCCUGCGAUCCGACCGCUUCCUGCGCUCCCACCGUCCCACUCCCAGGUGUCCCUCGCCGCCACUACUACGUCCGCUAGCACCGUGCGGCCGUUACCUGUGCCCCAACCAGCUGCGAACAUGAACACUGCGUCGCUCUUGAGCGUUGACGAGGCGCCGUUGGGGUCGGCUGGGGCUCCGGUUCGAGACCCGGUCGAGGAGAAUAGUUGUUUGGGGGAUCGGACUGUGAAUGUCCUGGCUCCGCCUCGGACGGUUUCAAAUCAGGACCUAUCUGGCCAUGGGUCCGCGUCUGAUUCCCAGCUACAGCCGACAGCGACGACGACAGAGGCAUCGCAGUCGACGGCUACAUUACACCCCACCUCGUCCGCAUCCCCCGCUUCGUCCGUCCAGCCCUCCCCGACCUCGAACUCGGCCUCGACACAGCCAUCCCCGAUCACACCGUCCAGGCCGUCGCCGCUCGCCCGGCUGAACAGGAAAAAACGCCAACUGUCUCGGGACUUGCUCAAGUUUGGCGAGUCGGCUGAUUCGUUGGCUGUCCCCACGCCCUCUGGAGUCGACUUUGAGAUGAUCCCCCAGCACCAUAUGCAGACCCAGCAACAACACUUGAGUGGUGCCCAGUCUCCGACUAAAAAUGCUCAGCCCCCGACCCCUGGGAAACCGCCCCGCUUGAACCUCGGUUUAUUCUCAUCCCGCGCACGCAAAGAGUCCAAUGUUGGUGGUGUUGUGUCCAGCCGACGACCGAGCACACCAGGUAGCGGGGGAUUGUUUAUGAGGAGUGGGAGUGCGGGGAGCGAGGCCAGUACCACCACCACCGAGGACCCCACAUUGCUCGGCCCCAAUGCAAACAGCGUACGAAAACGAGGAAGCACGACGACGGGAAUGUUCCGCUCGCCUAGCCCUAGUUCAGGUCCAGGUGCAGUCGGAAUGCGAAAAGCUGCGAGCGCAGGGGCCGGUCCUAUCGUUUCUGCCGCUUCCAACGAUCUCUCCUCGUCCGCAGCUGGCUCGUCUACCGAGACCCCUGCUUUGAGCUGCGAUAAACCAAAUGCAUUGGCUCAGCCUACCAAACCUCUGAAGCUUAAAUCCCAGGCCCAGGGAUUGUUGAACACCGCCAUCGGGAUCGGGAUGAGUCUGGGUGGCAGAGGGAGCAUCAAUGUGAUGCCUACUAGUCCAAGUAUCGCCGCUGCGCUCGAGUACAUGAGGAACGAACACGACCCACCCCGUCGCUCUGUUCUGGAUGAGAAGCGAGAUGAACAUGGGGUUUAUGGUGCCGAAUCGACAGGAGAGGACAAUGCGAGGAAAACGAUGGAGCGGGAUCGAGGGAACAUGGAGCUAGCAGGUCGCGAGAACAUUUGGGCGAAGGAUCAGGCGACCGAUCUGACUCGCAGUUCGGGAGAUACGUUUGAUGACGAGUCGGAUGCUGAGAGUCAAAAGGUCCAUGGGCAACCUAGUAUUUCGGAUUUUGCGUCCAAGGGCCACAAGGCGAGCUUUUCAGAUGCUGGCAAGUCGAGCUUCUCGGAUACGGGCGCAACGUCGUCGGGUCCUUCGUCGAGCGUGAAUUCGUUGUUGUCUAAUCAUACCAAUACCGGGACCAGCGCGCACACUGAUGCGGAUGACCAUCCUUCGCAUGCCGUAGAUACGGGCAGCACAGACGACCAUCUCGUUGUCCACGACGAGGAAGAUCAACAUGAAGCCGACGCCUCGUUUAGCUCCGAGCCCUGCUUCGAUCAGGCCUUUUCGUUUAAUCCCUCGGCCAGACCCCAACCCCGCGCGGCUCAAGAUCCGGACAAGCGUGUGUCGACGGCGUCGAGUCAGCGCACGUUGACGGCCUGGAACACGGGCGGGUUCGUAUUCCCCAACAAUAACGCCAAUGCCGAGCAGCAACAAGGUGGUGCUCCCCUGGCCCGACUCCAUACGACCGAUGGGAACCUGGAUGUCGAGCACGAGGUUGAAUCCGAGCCUCUCCCCAAGCCUACUCCCCGUCCGGCCAGACUGGGUCAACUGGCCGGGUCGCUCAAGCGUCGGAGCGCGUCGAUGAGCAUCCUUUUACCGCCCAUGAUGAGUCCCAGAAGCCCCGGUCCCGAAAGCGAAGCGUCCAGUCCUGGUCUGAUGCCUACGUCGCCCCCGCCGCCUAUGCCUACCCGACACGCCCAUUUUGAUGGCGCGGUCACCGACUCGGAGGGAACUGCCCCCGUGCGCAAACGAAGCCGUCGAGUACCCGGCGGGAUCAAGGGCAAGAUCGCGGCUUGGACUGCAGCGGCGGACCCGCAGCACCGACCGAAAAAACAUACGAACCGCGAGGCCGAGCCGCGUCGCUCGGAUUCUCCGCACCACCAAGGAUACCCGUAUUCCCAUUCGCCAGCGUCGGCGCCGGCCCUACAAGUCCACACGCAUGUUCAUAUCCCACAGCUCCCCGCCGCCGCCCAGACGCCGCUCAUGUCGAUCGCGGCGCUCGCUCCUGCCGCGCGGGACCUUGCGCUCGGCGUCGGAAAGCGGGUCGAGAAGUUUUACAGGGCGAGAAGUGCGAGCGGGGCGGGCCACGAACAGCGUCCGUCCUUGGGCGGGAUGCGAACGACGUCAUCGACCGGGCGCGGCGCACACACCAACGCCCAUGCCAACACCCACGCCAACACGAUCGGACUCGGACUGGGCGUCGAGCCUGUCUUGUCUGCGCCCCUUCGGCCUGCUGUGCCCGGUGCGUCGGGUCUGGUGUUUGGGCGCGCGCUGGAGGAUCCGAGUGUUCCGCGCGACAUGGACGGCUGGACGGAUGAAAUUUUGGGCGUGAGGCGGUGUGUGGGGUUGCCUGUCUUUGUGUCACGCAGUGUGAGGCAUUUGGAGCGCUGGGGAGGCGACGAGGAAGGGCUGUUUAGGAUUUCGGGGCGGCCGUCGCAUGUGUCGAGGUUGAGGGCCGAGUUUGAUGCGGGUGCGGAUUAUGAUUUGUACGAGAUUCCGCCGAGCGAUUUGGAUCCUCACGCCGUGUCGUCGUUGUUCAAGGCCUACCUGCGACAACUUCCCGAGCCCAUUUUGACCCGGGCACUCAAGGGUCAAUUCGACAUGGCCAUGACUGCUACGGACAGCACCUCCAAUGCUUCGUUUGACAUUUCUAAACUCCCCACUAGUAUGACCUCGUUUGGCGAGUCAUCUGAAAAUAUGCGCUCGUUGGACGACGCGCUCUUGGCUGAUAUCAAGGUCCUCAUCGACCACUACCCCAAGCCAACUAUAACCUCUUGCACGAGCUCUGUCAUUUAUUGCGAUACCACCGAACAUGCGCACACGACCAAGAUGCCGAUCGGGAACUUGCUUUUGCUGUUUUGCCCGACGCUGGGGCUCAGCGCUGGGUUCUUGAAGUGUUUGGUCGAAGGGCAGGAUGUGUUGUUCGAGUGGGGGAGAAAGCCGCCUGCUGAAUCUUUGCUUCCUGUGCCGUUGGCCCUCGAUCGACCAAAACGUCGGUUUCGACUGUGA
This is a messenger RNA of Rhizoctonia solani, 5664 nucleotides long. Its product is annotated as FGGY-family carbohydrate kinase. Bases 1 to 5664 code for a protein of 1887 amino acids. NCBI's taxonomy places the organism in Eukaryota, Fungi, Basidiomycota, Agaricomycetes, Cantharellales, Ceratobasidiaceae. Gene Ontology annotation, biological process: signal transduction; carbohydrate metabolic process. Gene Ontology annotation, molecular function: kinase activity; phosphotransferase activity, alcohol group as acceptor. The record is from RefSeq and is a predicted model, not a curated record. The transcript has 21 exons.